Molecule: messenger RNA, 1896 nt
Organism: Budorcas taxicolor (takin)
Lineage: Eukaryota; Metazoa; Chordata; Mammalia; Artiodactyla; Bovidae
Gene: HNF1A
Product: HNF1 homeobox A
Exons: 10
Coding region: 1-1896 (631 amino acids)
Biological process (GO): insulin secretion; liver development; positive regulation of DNA-templated transcription
Cellular component (GO): nucleus
Molecular function (GO): DNA-binding transcription factor activity, RNA polymerase II-specific; RNA polymerase II cis-regulatory region sequence-specific DNA binding
Source: RefSeq, a predicted model, not a curated record
AUGGUUUCUAAACUGAGCCAGCUGCAGACGGAGCUCCUGGCGGCCCUGCUCGAGUCAGGCCUGAGCAAAGAGGCGCUGAUCCAGGCGCUGGGUGAGCCGGGGCCCUACCUGCUGGCUGGAGAUGGCCCCUUGGACAAGGGGGAGUCCUGCGGCAGUGGCAGUGGCCGAGGGGAGCUGGCCGAGCUGCCCAAUGGGCUGGGGGAGACCAGGGGCUCGGAGGACGAGACGGACGACGAUGGGGACGACUUCACGCCGCCCAUCCUCAAGGAGCUGGAGAGCCUCAGCCCGGAGGAGGCGGCCCACCAGAAGGCCGUGGUGGAGACCCUGCUGCAGGAGGACCCCUGGCGCGUGGCCAAGAUGGUCAAGUCCUACCUGCAGCAGCACAACAUCCCGCAGCGGGAGGUAGUCGACACCACCGGCCUCAACCAGUCCCACCUGUCCCAGCACCUCAACAAGGGCACGCCCAUGAAGACGCAGAAGCGAGCCGCCCUGUACACCUGGUACGUCCGCAAGCAGCGAGAGGUGGCCCAGCAGUUCACCCACGCAGGCCAGGGUGGGCUGAUUGAAGAGCCUGCAGGAGAUGAGCUACCGACCAAGAAGGGGCGCAGAAACCGUUUCAAAUGGGGCCCAGCCUCCCAGCAGAUCCUGUUCCAGGCCUAUGAGAGGCAGAAGAACCCCAGCAAGGAGGAGCGAGAGGCGCUCGUGGAGGAGUGCAACAGGGCAGAGUGCAUCCAGAGGGGUGUGUCACCAUCGCAGGCCCAGGGACUGGGCUCCAACCUCGUCACAGAGGUGCGUGUCUACAACUGGUUUGCCAAUCGCCGCAAGGAAGAAGCCUUUCGGCACAAGCUGGCCAUGGACACGUACAGCGGGCCGCCGCCGGGGCCAGGUCCCAGCCCUGUGCUGCCUGCCCACAGCUCCCCUGGUCUGCCCCCGCCUGCCCUUUCCCCCAGUAAGGUCCACGGCGUGCGCUAUGGACAGCCUGCCACCAGUGAGGGGGCGGAAGUGCCCUCAAGCAGCGGUGAUCCCUUGGUGACGGUGUCUGCAUCCCUGCAUCAAGUGUCUCCCACCGGCCUGGAGCCCAGUCACAGUCUGCUGAACACAGAGGCCAAGCUGGUCUCAGCCACUGGGGGGCCCCUGCCCCCGGUCAGCACCCUGACAGCACUGCACAGCUUGGAGCAGACCUCUCCAGGCCUCAGCCAGCAGCCCCAGAACCUCAUCAUGGCCUCGCUUCCCGGGGUCAUGGCCAUUGGGCCUGGAGAGCCUGCCUCCCUGGGGCCCACGUUCACCAACACGGGAGCCUCCACCCUGGUCAUUGGCCUGGCCUCCACGCAGGCACAGAGCGUGCCGGUCAUCAACAGCAUGGGCAGCAGCCUGACCACCCUGCAGCCCGUCCAGUUCUCGCAGCCGCUGCACCCCUCCUAUCAGCAGCCACUCAUGCCCUCUGUGCAAAGCCACGUGGCCCAGAGCCCCUUCAUGGCCACCAUGGCCCAGCUGCAGAGCCCCCACGCCCUCUACAGUCACAAGCCUGAGGUGGCCCAGUACACCCACACGGGGCUGCUUCCGCAGACCAUGCUCAUCACCGACACCACCAACUUGAGCGCCCUGGCCAGCCUCACGCCCACCAAGCAGGUCUUCAGCUCAGACGCUGAGGCCUCCAGCGAGUCCGGGCUCCACACGCCGGCGUCGCAGGCCGCCGCCAUCCACAUCCCCGGCCAGGACCCUGCUGGCAUCCAGCAGCUGCAGCCCAGCCAUCGGCUCAGCGCCAGCCCCACCGUGUCCUCCAGCAGCCUGGUGUUGUACCAGAGCUCAGACUCCACCAAUGGCCACCUGCUACCGUCCAACCACGGUGUCAUCGAGACCUUCAUCUCCACGCAGAUGGCCUCUUCUUCCCAGUAA